Molecule: messenger RNA, 2606 nt
Organism: Polistes dominula (European paper wasp)
Lineage: Eukaryota; Metazoa; Arthropoda; Insecta; Hymenoptera; Vespidae
Product: coiled-coil and C2 domain-containing protein 2A
Biological process (GO): protein localization to ciliary transition zone; non-motile cilium assembly
Cellular component (GO): ciliary transition zone
Source: RefSeq, a predicted model, not a curated record
AUGUGUAACAGAACAAAUAAUAAUGAUAAACAAGAUCUUAGUCUUAAUUAUGCUUAUCCUAUAAUAAAUAACGAUCAACAGAUGAACAGUGUUAUAAUAAAAAAUGUUAAUAGUCCUCGUGAAAAAAUUGACAAAACUUCAUUGAUAGAAGAUGGAUUAUAUACUUCAAGUAAUCCAUUUACACGUAAUGUAACGAAACCAUAUUUACUUAAUAAUAUAAGUAUGUUAGAUCAUGAAACAACACCAAAAUUAUCCGGAAAAUUAAUAGAAAUUGUAAUACGUAGCGUAGACAUUUAUUCUAAAAAUGAUCAUAGCGAACCAAGCAUUGAAAUCACUUCUGUUUCACUUUUAUUUAAAAAGAAAGUUAUAUGUAAGACUAAUAAACCGUUUAAUAGAAAAUUACAUAAAUUAUUAUUAAGAAAUUCAGAAUGUAAUAAUCUUUCGAUAGAAGUUAAUUCUAAAGAUGGUCAAUCAACUAUUUUACCAUUACCAUUGCCAAAACAUUCGGUUAAAAAUAAUAAUAUUGAGAUUGAAUUUGGUAUAGCUGAUAAUUCAGGAAAAAUUCAUUCAGGUACUGUAACAUGUACCGUAUCUUUAAUUUUACAUUGUCCAAAUCAAGAAGAAACUACUACUACAACAUAUUUGCAUAGAUUAAGCAAUGAUCCGAAUGAUCCACAAAAUGCACUUUCUUUACAUAGACCAAGAAAAAAUAUAUCCAAUAAAGAAAUCAAAUAUUUUUUAUUGGAAGAUCCUGCAUUGCGUUUUGAAAAUAUGGAUGAUAAUCUUGUUAUUAAAAAAAAGGAUGAACAAAUAAUGAAACCUCCAGAUGUAGCUGUGAUAGAACAACCCAUUCUUUCUCUCUUGGAUCUAUCUUUUAGAAAUUUAUUACAAGCAAGGCGUCCAUUAAGACCAUCCUCCAAUACGCAUCGACAUCACACAAUUGGUAAAGCUCUUCUUUCCAUUACAAUUUUACGUGGAGUUGAAAUACCAAUUAGAGAAGAAUCAGCAUUGGUUCAACCAUUGUUAGAAGUAGAAUGGGGUGGUAUUAUUCAUACUACCCCAAUCUCAGAUGGUCCAGCACCGAUAUGGCAUCAAACUAUGCACUUUGAGUUACCAAGAAAGAAUAGGGAUUACAAUGUAAAGUUACGUUUGUACGAUCAGCAUCCAGUAUGGGGUCAACAGUGGUUAGGUGAAGCAAGAAUACCUCUUGAACAUCAUAGAAAUUAUCAAGAAUUGGAACGUUGGGUAGCCUUGUCACCUUUGUGUAGUCCCAAAAUGUUAUUUGGUUAUGUACAAGCCAGUCCUGGUCAUUCUCAUACAAGAAUUUAUACUCUGAUGAAAUUAGAAUUACCUGGUAAUGCUAAAUUGAUGGAGGAUAGUACGAUUAAUACUCUGUUAAAAAAUAUUCAACGUUGUCUUUUAUCUCCAUAUAAAAUAACGGAUAUACAAAGUUCAGAAGAAGCGGCUAGAUUAGCAAUGUUAUUACCGGAAGUGCCCAAUCAUUAUGGACCUUUAACGCCUCGUCAAGCUUUAAAUGCAAAUAAGGUUGAUCAUUAUGGUCGUGCUGUCUUACUUGCAUCUUUACUUGAAAGUUUUGGCUCGCAGACAUACGUACUAUUAGGUUCUUCUCAGACAAGUAAAUAUGCGGCAUUUGUCUUAAGCAUAGAAGAAAAUACAGACACUGUUAUUUGGGAUCCUGAAACUAGUGAUCAUUAUAAACCAGGUGACAGUCGUUGUCCACUAAUUAAAGUUUCCCAUUUGAUUAAUCAUUCUGGUAUAUGGGAGAAUUUACAAAAGUCUAUAUUAGCGAAUAAUUUAAAAUACGAUGUGAAAAGUAGCAAGGAUUGGCGUCCAAUAGGAAUCAUUGCACUUUCUACUAAUGAACGUAUCGUUCAAGUUCUUGAAUUGAACGUACAUCAUCAUCAAGAAGAAGAAGAAGAAGAAGAUUCUCUUCGUGAUUCGUCUAUGCAAAUGGAACAACAAUUACGUGAUAAAUUUUCCCAUUGGCGUAGUUCAGCCGAAUUAACAACCAUUUACAAUCGCCAUGCUAUCGCAGUCCUACGAAAUUACAUUUCAAAGAUUGAAGAUGAUGAUGAUAAUAAUACGUCUAGGCAACCGGAUAAAAAAGAUUUGAAACAAUUGUACAGAGCUUAUUACAUGCAUGGUUUCAUAUUGAACUUGAGACAAUCAAAUUUGGAUGAUUUAACGGAACGUUUAGCUUCUACUAAAACGCAUCAUGUUACUGGUCCUGUAGAAUUUGCCAUAGCUUAUCAUAUUAAACGUUACAUUGGUAAAACUAAUUCGAUUUGGUUAGCAGUCGCAGUUCUUAGAAGUCGUCAAUGAGAUUUCUUUUCAAUUCUUUUUUUUGUUUUUUGUUUUUCUUUUUAUAAUUGGAAAUAUGUAUAAAAAAGUUGACAACUUUGUACUUAAUAUUUUGUAAAGUCUUUUUUAUGGCAAUGCAUCAAUUUAUCAUUUAGAAUGAUUUUAGGAUUUUGAAAGUCAUUGUAUCAAAAAGAAUGAUAUAAUUACUUAGCAAUUGUGCAGUAAAAUAUUGAAGAAAAGUUUAUGAGGAUUGAUGAGACAAAAAAAGAGGAUACAUAACCUCU